Molecule: messenger RNA, 1640 nt
Organism: Manihot esculenta (cassava)
Lineage: Eukaryota; Viridiplantae; Streptophyta; Magnoliopsida; Malpighiales; Euphorbiaceae
Product: mitogen-activated protein kinase kinase 2
Exons: 9
Coding region: 134-1204 (356 amino acids)
Biological process (GO): protein phosphorylation
Cellular component (GO): cytoplasm
Molecular function (GO): ATP binding; protein serine/threonine kinase activity
Source: RefSeq, a predicted model, not a curated record
AGAAUGGAAAGUGUUAGACAGAGGGAGAGGAAAAAGAGGCGCGACUAAGCCUCUGGUGAAGCUGCUGAUUUUCUCCUCAAAGGCAAAGACUUGGAACGACUCUCCUCCACAUCUCUUCCCCCAAUUUUCCAUUAUGAAGAAGGGAAUCUUAAAGCCUAAUAUCAAUCUCAAGCUCUCUCUCCCUCCUCCUGAUGAAGUUUCCAAGUUCCUAACCCGAAGUGGUACCUUUAUGGAUGGUGAUCUGCUAGUCAAUCGAUAUGGAGUUCGAACUGUCUCGCAAAGCGAAUCUGAAGCUCCACCCCCUAUUAAACCAACGGACAACCAAUUGAAUUUGGCAGACAUAGACGCCAUUAAGGUCAUUGGGAAGGGAAGUGGUGGAAUUGUGCAGCUGGUGCAGCAUAAGUGGACAGGGCAGUUUUUUGCAUUAAAGGUUGUACAGAUGAAUAUUGACGCUAAUGCAAGAAAAGCAAUUGCCCAGGAACUAAAAAUUAAUCAAUCAUCACAAUGUCCAUAUGUCGUUAUGUGUUACCAGUCUUUUUAUGACAAUGGUGCCAUCUCAAUUAUCUUAGAGUAUAUGGACGGUGGAUCUUUUGCAGAUCUUCUCAGAAAAGUUAAAACAAUUCCAGAACCAUACCUUGCUGCGAUCUGUAAACAGGUACUCAAGGGCUUAUUGUAUCUUCAUCAUGAAAAACACAUUAUCCACAGGGACUUAAAACCUUCUAAUUUAUUAUUAAAUCAUAGAGGAGAAGUCAAAAUUACUGACUUUGGCGUGAGUGCAAUAAUGGCAAGCACCUCUGGACAGGCAAAUACUUUUAUUGGUACAUAUAACUAUAUGUCCCCUGAAAGAAUUAUUGGAGGAAGAUAUGGAUACAAAAGUGACAUUUGGAGCCUGGGUUUAGUAUUGCUCGAGUGUGCAACUGGUCAGUUCCCGUAUUCCCCUCCACAGAAGGAUGAAGGUUGGGUUAAUGUUUACGAGCUUAUGGAAGCUGUUGUUGAGCAACCACAACCCUGUGCACCUUCUGAUCAAUUUUCUCCAGAGUUCUGCUCAUUUAUAUCUUCAUGUGUGCAGAAAGACCCAAAAGACAGACUGUCAGCAAAUGAACUUAUGACUCAUCCAUUUGUGAACAUGUAUGAUGACCUGCACAUAGAUCUCUCCUCUUACUUCACAAAUUCAGGCUCUCCACUUGCAAACUUAAACAUAUGAUAGAAUAUGAAACAGUUUAAGAGAGGUUCGCUGCCUGAAAUUUUUAAGACCUGCCACAGCAACUGUGGAAAAACACUUGCUACCAUUAAAAUGACAAGUCUGAGGUUGAGAAAGCAUCAAUACUUCAUGGAACACAUCCCAGUGCCAGAAGAUUACUUGUGGGAGGAACACUGUUAAAUUCAAGAGUGUUUUGCUGACAAAGGUGCUAUUUGCCUGCUUGUGUUAUUGUUUGAGGUACAGAGUGUUUCAUGUAUUAACCUUAAAGGAGACGGAGACCAUUGUUUUUAGUUGCUUUGUUGGGGGUUGAAAAUGUAUCAACUUCUUUUUAAAAGGUGUUCAAUCUUACAGUGGCAUGGUCCUGUUUCUGGAACUUGGGACUGGACUACAGGGUCCUUUCAUCUUGAAUUUAGUUCAAGUUAAUUCAAUUCGGUUCAAA